This is a messenger RNA of Drosophila eugracilis, 881 nucleotides long. RefSeq names its product larval cuticle protein A3A (gene Ccp84Ab). Gene Ontology annotation, cellular component: extracellular matrix. The record is from RefSeq and is a predicted model, not a curated record. The transcript has 2 exons. The coding region runs from base 47 to 760 and encodes 237 amino acids. NCBI's taxonomy places the organism in Eukaryota, Metazoa, Arthropoda, Insecta, Diptera, Drosophilidae.
UCCAGUUCACUUCUGUAAAGAACUAACAAUCAGCACUCCUACCAAAAUGGCCUUCAAGUUCGUCUUCGCUCUCGCCUUCGUUGCCGUGGCUAGCGCUGGCUAUGCCCCCAUCGCUGCCCCCCAGGUGUACCACGCCGCUCCAGCAGUGGCCACCUACGCCCACGCCCCCGUGGCCGUCGCCCAGAAGGUCGUGGUCAAGGCCGCCGAGGAGUACGAUCCCCAUCCCCAGUACCGAUUCUCCUACGGAGUCGAUGACAAGCUGACCGGCGACAACAAGGGACAGGUUGAGGAGCGCGACGGAGAUGUGGUCCGCGGAGAGUACUCGCUGAUCGACGCCGAUGGCUACAAGAGGACCGUCCAGUACACCGCCGACCCCAUCAACGGAUUCAACGCCGUGGUCAACCGUGAGCCCCUCGUCAAGGCCGUCGCCGUUGCCCCAGUUGUUAAGACCGUCGCCGCUCCCGUUGCCCACUACGCCGCCCCUGUCGCCACCUAUGCUGCUCCCUCUGUGGCUCACUACGCCGCCCCAGCCGUUGUGAAGACCGUGGCCCCAGUGGCUCACUACGCCGCCCCUGCUGUGGUCAAGACCGUUGCCCCGAUUGCCCACUACGCUGCUCCCGCUGUGGUCAAGACCGUGGCUCCAGUCGCCCAGUACGCCGCCCCCGCUGCCUACGCCACCUACGCUGCUCCCGCCCACUACGCCGCCCCAGCUGCCGCCUAUACCUCGUACUCGGCUCCCGCCGUGGCCUACCACCACUAGAUCCUGGCUGAAAUCGACGUUGUACAUAAAAUUGUUGGCUUUAUUAUUACUGUACAUUUAUUUAUUGACAGCACCAAUAAAAAAAUGCAUACAAGUAUGUAGACACAUAGAUAUCAUGAAA